AUGAACCUCAGUCCUUUAUGGGAACAUGAAUGUGAUGAAGCGCUAAAUGUUUGCAGUCUGUCGUGUUUUAUUCUAAUGUCUUUGGCUCAGCGGGUUCUUCUCACCUGGAUCUUCACGCUCAUCUUCCUCAUCCUGCUGGUUCUCAAGCUGGAUGGGAAGGUGAAAUGGAGCUGGUUCAUUAUCUUUCUGCCCGUCUGGAUCUUUGACAGCGUGCUGCUGCUGAUGUUGGGUGUGAAAGUGGCCGGUCGGUGUCGGACGGGUCAUGACCCGCGACUGAAGCUCUGGUAUCUGCUGGCUUUAAUGAUGAAGGUUGGAUUCUGUCUGACUCUGUGCGCGCGCCUUGAACACAUGACAAACCUGCGGCUCGUCUUCAUAUGUGUGCCUUUAUGGACGCUCCUGACGGGAGCCAUGAUCGAGCUGGGCUACAACAUCCUCCCACAACACACACACUGAUAUACACACACACAUUUGAUUGAGCUGGGAUACAACAUCCUCCCACAACAUUCACACUGACACCCAACACAGACACACAACACACACUUGAUCAAGCUGGGCUACAACAUCCUCCCACAACACACCUGAUUGAGCUGGGAUACAACAUCCUCCCACAACAGAUACACACACGUGUGAAUGAGUUGGGCUACAACAUCAUCCUGCCUAAGACACUGCAGACACACAAUAGCCUCAGAUUGUUUUUCAACAUUUUAACCAUCUCAUUUUCAUUGGAUUAGAAAAUAACAAAAUGGAAAAAAAUUAUCAACUCUUUAAAGCCUUCGUUUUUCAAAGCUUUGAUUGUGUUUACGUUGUGCAAUAUAAUGUGUUCAUGUUUCAUGUGUGAAAAACCGCAGUAUCAAAUACUCUUACAUUGAUAUCAUAUAUCCGGGAAGUAGAGAGCUGUAGUUCAAACCGGCCGUUCUCUGUAAUCCUGAAAAGUAAAUUCUGUUAAAGAAAAUAUAUCGCUUGGCAUUGAACUUUGAGCUUUAUAAUUUUGCAGGCAUUAUUCAUGCUCUAACAGCAACCUCACACACCAACUAAAGUUUAAAAAAUGGGAUCACGAAAAACAACCGCUUUAAAUGGAGGUACUGUAUAUGAAUAAAACAUUUUUCUUUUUAAAAUUGAAAGUGAAGGUGUUGUUUUUUUUUUGGAAAAUUCUUGUGAUGAACUACACCUGUGGACUGAUAUUUUAUCUUCUAACACAAUGAUUCAGAUGAAUUUAAGCAUCCCAGAAAUUCUUCAGGUCACAACACUCUCAGCAGGUCCCUUCCAGAAACACCUUAAUAUUUUGUACAGGAACACAAAGAAAAUCUGUUGACUGGGAUGUCAGAUUGUGUUAUAAAGACCUACUGUGUCUUUUUAUCCAUUAUAAACAGACAAAUGUUUUUUGUUGCAGUCAAACUUAGUCAAGUUUUCUGUAAAUUUGAAAUAAAAAGCUUCUUAUGUUUCA
Paramisgurnus dabryanus is the source of this 1444-nucleotide messenger RNA. RefSeq names its product transmembrane protein 60-like. NCBI's taxonomy places the organism in Eukaryota, Metazoa, Chordata, Actinopteri, Cypriniformes, Cobitidae. The record is from RefSeq and is a predicted model, not a curated record.